CAGCCAAACCAGUGUCUCUGUCUAAUGUCUAUAUAUGUUCAACAUUGAGAUGCAUAGCUGCAUAGCUUAGCUUGUUCUUGUGUGGGCCAGGAUCGUUGAAUUCUCCACUGAAACCCUAUAGAUCAUUGUGGCUAUGGCGGGUGAUCAGAAUGUGCUUAAUGCUCUCGACGCCGCCAAGACACAAUGGUAUCACUUCACGGCCAUCGUCGUCGCCGGCAUGGGCUUCUUCACCGACGCGUACGAUCUUUUCAGUAUCCCCAACGUUACCAAGUUGCUGGGGAGGAUAUACUACACUGAACAAGGGUCGGCGAAGCCGGGAACUUUGCCGCCGACUGUGUCGGCUGCCGUGAAUGGCGUCGCUCUCUGUGGGACGUUGGCCGGUCAGCUUUUCUUCGGGUGGCUCGGCGACAAGCUGGGGAGGAAGAAAGUGUACGGGAUGACUCUUGCUCUUAUGGUGGUCUCUUCUCUUGCUUCUGGCCUGUCUUUUGGUCACACCGCGAAAAGUGUCAUCACCACCCUCUGUUUCUUCCGAUUCUGGCUCGGUUUCGGAAUCGGCGGCGACUACCCUCUCUCCGCCACCAUCAUGUCGGAGUACGCCAAUAAGAGGACUCGUGGAGCGUUUAUUGCCGCCGUCUUCGCCAUGCAAGGAUUUGGAAUAUUGGCCGGCGGGAUAGUUUCUCUGAUCGUCGCGGCUGCAUUCGACGGGGUGUACAAGGCUCCGCCGUACAAUGUGAAUCCGGCAGCUUCUCUGCCACCUGAAUCCGAUUACGUUUGGCGUGUAAUCCUCAUGUUCGGAGCCGUCCCCGCCUCACUGACGUUCUACUCGCGAGCGAAGAUGCCGGAGACGGCAAGGUACACCGCUCUGGUAGCCAAGAACGAGAAACAGGCCGCUCUCGACAUGGCCAAAGUGCUCCAAGUCGAGAUCAAAGCGGAUCAUACUAAGAAAGAGGAAAAACCUGAACCAUCUGCAAGAAACCAAAUCAGCUUCGGCUUGUUCAGCAAGGAAUUCGCUCGCAGACAUGGACUUCACUUGCUCGGAACAUGUGCCGCAUGGUUCUUACUCGACAUUGCAUAUUACAGUUCGAAUCUUUUCCAGAAAGAUAUUUACACAGCCGUCGGAUGGCUUCCUUCCGCCGGAGAAAUGAGCGCGAUUCAAGAAGUUUACAGGGUCGCAAGAGCACAGGUACUCAUCGCACUGUGCGGCACCGUGCCGGGAUACUGGUUCACGGUGGCCUUCAUAGAUAUCUUGGGGCGAUUCUUCAUCCAGAUGAUGGGUUUCUUCUUCAUGACCGUGUUCAUGUUCGCCCUCGCGAUUCCUUACGAUCACUGGACAAAAAGAGAGAACAGAAUAGGGUUCCUUGUGAUGUACGGUUUGACCUUCUUCUUCGCCAACUUCGGCCCCAACACCACCACUUUUGUUGUGCCAGCCGAGAUCUUCCCGGCAAGGUUCAGGUCGACCUGUCACGGGUUGUCGUCGGCUUCCGGGAAGGCCGGAGCGAUCGUGGGGGCGUUCGGAUUCUUGUAUGCUGCACAGAGCAAGGAUCCAAGCAAGACUGAUGCAGGGUACCCAACUGGGAUUGGGAUGAAGAACGCUCUGAUCAUGCUAGGUGUGAUUAACUUGGUGGGGAUGUUGUUCACUUUCUUGGUUCCAGAAUCUAAAGGGAAAUCGUUGGAGGAAUUGAGCAGAGAGAAUGAAGAAGACGAUGGUGGCCAUGGUGGGGCAGAGUCCUCUUGUAGCAGAACAGUUCCCGUAUAGAAUAAUGUGUUAUUAUUAUUAUUUUUUAAAGCAAUAAGUAUGGGAAUAAUGUUAAUGUAACUAAUGCAGGUGGAAGCGAUAAUAUCAUAAUGUAGUGUGUCUUCAAAUUA
This is a messenger RNA of Prosopis cineraria, 1866 nucleotides long. Its product is annotated as probable inorganic phosphate transporter 1-7. The coding region runs from base 134 to 1756 and encodes 540 amino acids. Gene Ontology annotation, molecular function: phosphate transmembrane transporter activity. The record is from RefSeq and is a predicted model, not a curated record. The transcript is spliced from 2 exons. Gene Ontology annotation, cellular component: membrane. Gene Ontology annotation, biological process: phosphate ion transport; transmembrane transport. Lineage: Eukaryota; Viridiplantae; Streptophyta; Magnoliopsida; Fabales; Fabaceae.